Messenger RNA from Chironomus riparius, 418 nucleotides. The record is from the annotation of a GenBank genome assembly. NCBI's taxonomy places the organism in Eukaryota, Metazoa, Arthropoda, Insecta, Diptera, Chironomidae.
AUAUAAAGAAUCGUCGAAUAUCACAUAAUUCGUCUAAAUCAUUAUCAAAAAAUAGAAUAUUUAAUAAACAAAUCAACUUUAAUUCUUAUUAAAUUAAUUUAACUUUCUACAAUGGUCUGCAUACCGUGUUUUAUAGUUCCAGUAGUUCUUUUCUUCUGGAGAUGGUUGAUCCAGCCAUACUUUAUUAAGUACAUUUGGAAUCCAUGGCAGAAGAAGGAUGAAACAGGAAAAGUCAUUGAAAAUGAGCCUGAAUUCAUUAAAAAGUGCGAGAAUGGAGUAUGUACAUUUAUGAGAAAACCAGCAGAAGACGGAUCAGGAGACACAAAAGUAGAAAAUCCACAUAUAAAGGAGACUGAAGUCAAGAAGAAUGACUAAAGACAUUGUUAAUUGAAUUAAUUGUAUAUUUAUUUACUCAGCA